AGUUUCUUCCAUGACCUAUUUUCUAGGUCGAUUGGCAAGUCGAGCUCGUCUCGACCUCCAAAAUUCCAAAUCGACCUUUCGGAAGCUCGAUACUCCCUUUUCACGAUAUCUUCACGCUAUGACGCGGGCAACUUGGGUGGCAUAGUGUGUACAGAUGGGCGUACCAUACUUGUAGGAUCUAGACAGGGACUACCAUUCUCUACACGUCUGAUGGUCAAAUCCCGAAAUGGUCCACUUCGGCCAGUCCACUGCGGCUGCUAAGCGUUCCGAUUGUACGCUGCACCACCCACACCUCUCAAUAGAGACCUUUGCGGAUCAAAAGACUCGACAAUGGUUCCACAGUUUCAUCCCGUAUAUAUUCAGCCGACCUCCUCUCGUGACAGUCUAUCAGAGCUUUACUUUCUCCAAAUCACUAGACUCGUAUUGCAUUAUGUGUAAAUUUGUAGUCCCCAUUCGUACUUGCUCAAAGUGCCACCAAAACGAACCGCUUUUUGACGAAAAGGAAAGGCGGCUGUCGCAUGUCAAUGAAAAGAAUGAGCGAAAGCCAACAUAUAUAGCACCCCCUCAAGACUGCUAUUCGCGGUGGUGUGUCUUCAGCAGUGAACACCCUAUCACUUGCAGCUCCUGUCGGAUCACUUGUAAACGAACACAUGGCAAAACACGGAAGAUUCGGGGUGGCUCACCUUCGUAUGUUUGCCACAGCUGUAUCUCAUGCCCUCAGCACCAUUGCGCAUGUCAGCCGCCUCGUGGCAUGGGCAAUAGCGUGCUUCGUCCACGGGAGAUUGGUUGGUUUGCUGGGUUAAUAAGAUCUCCCGCAAAAUAACAUCCGGCACAUGGCGUUCCUAUAUAUAUUUAGAACCCAUUGCGAAAUACUAAAUCAUUCACACAACGUUGCUUUCAGACUAACGUUUUUACUCACCGGCAAUUGACCACUUGGCAGGGUUUGAGGGGCCAAUGACGUGCU
Molecule: messenger RNA, 964 nt
Organism: Suillus subaureus
Lineage: Eukaryota; Fungi; Basidiomycota; Agaricomycetes; Boletales; Suillaceae
Exons: 4
Coding region: 227-823 (198 amino acids)
Source: RefSeq, a predicted model, not a curated record